AUGAUGAGUAAAGGAAGUGAGAGACCUAUAUCUAGUCUCCAUGGCGGUGGUACAUUCAUUAACAGUGGUAAUGAGCAAAGCAAUUCUUUAGGUAUUUCUAGAACUCCUACUGAAAUUUCAAAUUACUACAACCAGCAGACAUUCUUUCAUAUAAAUUAUUAUGGCUAUCCCAACUUCCCUCCAUCCACUCAUAAUAAUACCAAUAGCAAUAACUAACAUUAAAAUAAUACUUUUCCAUUCAAGAAUUAAAAUGAAUACUCUAAUCGCCAAUAUCCUUAGUCAAAUUCUUAGAACUCAAACUAGUAGUCUCAAAAUCACCAAACUAAAAAUGUAACAUUUUCUGAGGAAGAUAAGAAAAUACUAAGAGGAAUAAUUAAUAAGAACAAUAACUAAGCAGCUGGAUCCUUGCAUUUUUAUGGUUUUCUUGAAGAUUCUCAUCCGCUUGAUGUAGGACAGUAUGAAAACCAUAAUAAAUACCUAAGAACACUUGCCCUCCUGAGUGUAAGCGACUUAAAUUCCCUCAAGGACUCAUCAGAAAAUAAUAACAUCUAGUCCAAUACUCAUUUGUAUAUUCAAGAUGAUUAGCAUGAGAUCAUGAAAAAUCAAUUAACUUUAAAGAACAACAGGAUAGAAUUCUUAGAGAAGAAGAUUCAACUUUUGGAGGAGUAAAGUAACUAGAUGAAAGAGAGAUUAAAAUAGAAUACUGCACAUCAUGAAUAGGAGCUUAAGAUAAAGGAAGAACUUCAUUAAAGAGAAGUAAUAUAUAAUUUUCAUAUUCAAUAGAAUGAAAAUUUGCUCAAAGAAACUGAGAGCAUUAGAAACGAAAAUGAUAAGAUCAGGAAAGAAUUUGGCAUUAAAGAAAAAGCACUUAUGCAGCAAAUAUAGCAACUUAAGAAGGAAAAUAUGAUUCAAAUGGAAUAAAUUAACAGAAACUAGACUAUUGGGGCUUAGAGUCAAAUUACAUAAGCAUCAACAUAAUUCUAGUUAGAUGCUUAAGGAAAUCUUACUCAUACAAGAGGAAGCAUGUAUAGUAUACCUAGAGGAAGUCAAGUAUUAGAAAAUGAUAUAGAGAUAAUAAAUAAUGUCAAUAUAAUCUACCCCGAAAUAUGCUCAAAAUAAUUUGAUAUGACUCAAGACGAUAUAAAUGAAAGUAAAAAUCAGACUAACCAGAGUGAUGAUGAAGCAUUGAUUGAUCAAAAUAACUCAAUGAGCUCUAUCAAUCAAUAAGUAAUAAAUAUUAGCAGAGGUGCGUUUCUAACUAACAAAAGAAGAACUAAACCUAUCAGGAUAAAUAAAGAAGAAUAGUCUAGCCAAUCUGAGCCUCAUAAAACCUAGUCAAGAUUGAAUACUGGAUUAAUCCUCAAAUCCGAUUAAAUAAGAAGAAUAUAACUGAGUAACUAAAGCACAGUUUCAGGAAUGAUCCCUGAAAAUAUCAAUUUGAGUUCUUAUCUAAGUCCUAAUACUUUGAAUAGAAAGUAAAUUGGAGUACUAUAAAUAAACUAAUAAUAGCAAGAUAAAUUGCCCAAUUAGACACAGCCAUUUAUAAUUAGAUAAGAGAGAAAUGAGGAGGUUAGUAGCAAUCAAUAGUAAAAUUUGAAAAGUGAUUCAUAAUUCGGUGUAAUGGAUAAGUCUUACUUCAAUGAAGACAUAAUGCUUAAUAGUUAAAGCAUACAUUAAAAGAUUAAAUAGUAUCAAGAGCAGUAGAACUAGCUAUUUAAUCAGCAUAAUAACUUUACAAAUAGGCAAUCAAAAUCACAAAAUAAGUAUACUAAUGGAUAACAGAAGUAAUAAUUUAGAGAUAUUGAUAUUAGUGAUCAUAUAAGAAGUAAGACUCCUAAUGAUUUCAUGGCUAAUACCAGCUAUAUAGCAGAAGUAAGAAAUCAGUUUAAACUCUCAACACUUUCUAAUGAGUAAAAUGAUCCUAAAAACAAUACCACUUAAUUUAUAGGUGAGAUUAAACAGCAAUCUAUUGGUAAAGUAAUGAGUCCAACUAACUUUUAAUCUGAUACAGCGAAAUUUUUUCAAGAUUUAAACUAAACCUACAAUCUGUAGAAUUCCAAAGCUAAUCAUAGAAGUGGUGCAAUCAAAGAUAUUGAUACUGAAUUCUCAUAUCAGCAUUAAGUUUAAUUAAACCAGCCAAGCAACAAUAAACUGAGUAUUAGAAAUCUAUAAAACUCUAAUAGACUUGGGAAAUUAAAGAUCAAGCCAAGUUCAACACAUAAUGGGAUCAAUUAGCGAGAAACAGAAGGGUCUAAAACUAUUAUGGCUACUGUUGGAAAGAGUUCUAGUAAUUAAUACAUGGGCCAUAAUAACAUACUAAAUUAAACUAUGGAGAGACAAAUGCAGGUAGUCACCACACUUUAAACAAGCCAUAGCUUUGCGUAAUCACAGUCACCAGGUAACAUGAGAAAUUAAAGGAUAGGAGGAGGUCAUUAAAAUCAUAAAAUAAACAACCUUGCUUCAUAGGAAUAUGCUGUUCUGCAAAAUAAUUUCCUAUCGAACUAAUCCAUCAACAGCAGUUCAAUUGUGUAAUAGAAGAAUUUGCAGCUUAAGCACCAGCAGAUUAACUAAAUAAAUUAAGAGCUGAAUCAAAUAAAAUCAAGCUCCGAAUCAUAAAGAUAAAAGACUCUUAGUUAAGGAAAAUCUAAGAAUAUUGCAAAAAACAUCAAGAUUCUUCCAGGUUAAAUAAAUUGGAUAAAAGCUCCUCAAAAUCAAGUAAACUCCUCUGUACCAAAAGGAAAUCUUACAAAGCCCAUUAAUUUUAUCAGAUAAAACAUUGAUAAAGUAGAUUUAUCCUCAUAGAGUAGAGAUCUAAGUGCCUUAAAUAAAUCUGAUUAUAGCAAUAUUAAUAAUCUAGACAACUCAAUGAAUACUUAGACUCAAUUCAGAAGAAACACUAACAUAAAGUUAGCCCAAGCUUAAAAUGAUUUGAAUUAGAUAACAAACAUAGGCUCGUAAGUUAUGAUGAGAAAUAACUCAAAGCUUAAAAAGAUUAAAACCUCUCAACCUUAAUUUUAGAUAAACUUCGUAAAUAGCAACAAUAGUGGGCGAGAUCAAGAGCAAAAAGCAAGUAAUAUCAGUAUUAGUAAUACCAACUAAGAGAAUUUCUCCAAAACGCCAAUUUUUUCCUAAGAUUUUUGA
Molecule: messenger RNA, 3141 nt
Organism: Stylonychia lemnae
Lineage: Eukaryota; Ciliophora; Spirotrichea; Sporadotrichida; Oxytrichidae
Source: the annotation of a GenBank genome assembly